This is a messenger RNA of Heterobasidion irregulare TC 32-1, 264 nucleotides long. RefSeq lists its product as uncharacterized. The transcript has a single exon. Lineage: Eukaryota; Fungi; Basidiomycota; Agaricomycetes; Russulales; Bondarzewiaceae. The record is from RefSeq and is a predicted model, not a curated record. Bases 1 to 264 code for a protein of 87 amino acids.
AUGACUGCACAGAAGUGUUAUGAUAAGUAUUCAUGGGAUCAGAGCCAGUAUUCCGUGUUGGCCAAUGUUCUCUGGGAGUCAGUUAGUCUUUAUUGCUUAUCUUCCCAACUUUUGCAUGGUCAGGCAAAUGCAAUCUUGUACCAUUGCUUGGCCAUCCUGGUUAUAUGUUACUUCUUUUUUAUUUUCAUUGGUUCUCCAAUACCUGUUCCUGUUACCUAUGCUUGGGUAAUGGAUCCUGAACAUUUGGGAUUUUGCCAUCGCUGA